Amborella trichopoda is the source of this 2906-nucleotide messenger RNA. Its product is annotated as zinc finger CCCH domain-containing protein 66. NCBI's taxonomy places the organism in Eukaryota, Viridiplantae, Streptophyta, Magnoliopsida, Amborellales, Amborellaceae. The record is from RefSeq and is a predicted model, not a curated record. Gene Ontology annotation, molecular function: metal ion binding; protein binding.
GGGCCAGAGCAGGGAGGAGAGAGAAAGAAGCUUUUGUGCGCAGGCAGCUUCGUCUCUCCUCACCCUCUCCUCCUUUUCUUGCCUUUGUUGACUACUGGUUAGAGAGAGAAAGCUAUUAUAUUGUGAGCGUGCAUUUCUUUUCCAAUUGAGAGAGAAAGGUUUGGGGGAGAGAAAGUGAGGUCCAUCAUUUCCUCUCUCUUUCCUGCAGAGCCCAUAUACAUAUUCUUUAACCCCCUCCCCUCUUCCUCGAGGAGCGGGGCGCGGCGGCCACUCUUCCCUGUGAUUUUGCUCUCCAUCUCUCUAGAUUCCGAGUUGCAGAAGGACGUAAGUCUCAUAAGGGGGUUGUUGUUAACCGAGCAUGUGUGGGGGCACUGAGUGUGCGAAACCGGUGACCGCCUUGGCAAUGGACCCUUACCACAAAACCAGUGUGGACCAUGAUUCAACUUUCUUAUUCAAAGACAUCGAAGUAGGCAGCAAAGGCAAUGGUUACUCAUCUUUGCUCGAGCUUUCUGCCUCCAAUGAUCUGAUCAGCUUCAAGCAGGCUGUCGAGGAGGAUGGCUCUGCCAUUGAUGGCACUGCCCUCUGGUAUGGCCGACGCAGCGGCUCUAGCCGCAUGUCUGUUGAGCAGCGGACCCCCCUUAUGGUGGCCGCGCUCUUCGGCAGCACCGAUGUCCUCUCGUAUAUCCUUUCGGCUUAUGAAACAUGUGGCAUCGAUGUGAACCAGGCAUCGGGUUCUGAUGGUGCCACUGCCCUGCACCUAGCGGCAGCCUCCGGGGCAUCCUUGGCUCCUGAAGCAGUGCGCCUCCUUGUUGCUGCCUCUGCAGACCCGACGCGCCCAGAUGCCCUUGGUAACCUCGCUGCUGACCUUGUCCCUACUGCCCCACACCUCACCCCUUCACGCCCUUUGCUUGAGGGCUUACUCGGUCGCAAGGCUGAGACUGAGGACCUUGGUUCUGUGCCUCCCCCUGAACAGGGACUGAAAUCAAGCGAGAAGAAGGAGUACCCGGUUGAUCUUUCACUACCUGAUAUAAAGAAUGGGGUUUUUGGGACUGACGAGUUUAGGAUGUAUUCUUUCAAGGUGAAGCCGUGCUCGCGUGCAUACUCGCACGAUUGGACUGAGUGUCCAUUUGUGCACCCUGGAGAGAAUGCAAGGCGGAGGGAUCCAAGGAGGUACCACUACAGCUGUGUGCCAUGCCCUGACUUUCGCAAAGGUGCAUGCAGGCGCGGUGAUGCGUGCGAGUAUGCUCAUGGUGUGUUCGAGUGCUGGCUACACCCUGCCCAGUACCGCACCCGACUAUGCAAGGAUGAGACCGGGUGCACACGAAGGGUUUGCUUCUUUGCACACAAGCCUGAGGAGCUCCGGCCCCUUUAUGCAUCGACUGGUUCUGGUGUGCCGUCACCAAGAUCAAACUCACCAUCGUCAUCACUUGAGCCUCCUAUGAGCCCACUUGCACUUGGCUCCCCAUCAGUACUCAUGUUACCCUCAUUUGCUACCUCGACAUCUGCUAUGUCACCUUCAUCUUUGCAGCUCUCAGGGGCUGGGUUGCAGGGCAGCAGGCUGAAGGCAACACGGAGUGCCAGGGACUAUGUCACUGAUGAUCAACAGCUACUUGACGAGCUCUCAUCGAACUUUGCUGCUCAGUCUCGGCUCAACCCCCUCAACAUUAGCCGGAGCGCCAAACUUAGGAGCCUUGCGGCUGGGGUCUCACCUACCAAUCUAGAUGAAAUGCUCUCUACUGAGGCAGCGCUUGCACAAUUGGACGCAGCCAUGCUAACACAGCUGCAAAGCCCGACAUCCCUACAAGCACGUCAGGCCCUACUUGGCCACAGCUCAACUGGGUCUAGUUCGUCGAUUUCCCCGGCCAUGGCUCAAGCCAUGCUUAACCAAUCAACCUCCUCUUUUUCUCCAGCUAUGGCGCAAGCCAUGCUGAACCAGUCGGGAUCAUCUCUCGCUCCAGCCAUGGCACAAGCCAUGCUGAAUCAGUCGGGAUCAUCACUCUCUCCAGCCAUGGCGCAAGCCAUGCUGAACCAGUCAGGAUCAUCACUCUCUCCAGCAAUGGCACAAGCCAUGCUGAACUCCUCCCGCUCGGCUGCAUUUGCAAAACGUAGCCAGAGCUUCUGCGACCGCGGGCAAGGUGUGCUCGGGACAAUGGCCACAUCUCCGCCACCGACAUCAGCGUUCGCUGAUUGGGGCUCGCCAAACGGUAAACUUGACUGGGGUGUUCAGGGUGAGGAGCUUAGCAAACUUAGGAAGUCAGCUUCUUUUGGAUUUCGGAGUAAUGGGGUUGUACAUGGCGGCGAUGACCCCGAUGUCUCGUGGGUUCAGUCCCUCGUAAAGGACGGCCCGGCAUCUUCAAGGCUUGGCGGUGGGGCAGCAGUGACGGAGGAUUCAAGGUUUGGAGGGCAGUUUGUAAGGCAUCACCAGGAGUUGCAGAGUGCCGAGUCAUGGUUCGAGCAAAUUUACAUGGAGCAGGAGCAGAUGGUGGCCUGAGGCCUCCAUGAAAAAGGAAAUGUGCUCUCUCUCUCUCUCUCUUAACAUGAUACCCAUGAUUCCAAUUUUUUGAUUUGUUAUAUUUGUUAAUGGUGGAAGGAGAAAAAUAGUAAGGAGAGGAGGUUUAAAACUGGAUCUCUCUCUCACUCUUAUCCGUAUCUCUAAUGAUAAAGAAGUAUAUCGAGUAUAGUGCUUCUAGGUUGGGGAAAUGUUUACAGUGGUUUUUUUUGUUCUUUCUUUAAUUUCUUCUUUAAUUUUUUUGUUCUUGUCUGGUAUUGUAGGAGAACAUUGGUUGAAGGGGGUGAGGAUUUGUCUCUCUCUAGGAGAAUCCUGACCCUUAACUUGCAACUUUCAAUUAUUAUAUAUGUACAUAAAUAUAUAUGAGUAAUGGAUCUCUAUUCCUUAGUUCAGUGCC